Messenger RNA from Dioscorea cayenensis subsp. rotundata (Guinea yam), 1723 nucleotides. RefSeq names its product phospho-2-dehydro-3-deoxyheptonate aldolase 2, chloroplastic-like. The coding region runs from base 37 to 1545 and encodes 502 amino acids. The transcript is spliced from 5 exons. Gene Ontology annotation, molecular function: 3-deoxy-7-phosphoheptulonate synthase activity. The record is from RefSeq and is a predicted model, not a curated record. Lineage: Eukaryota; Viridiplantae; Streptophyta; Magnoliopsida; Dioscoreales; Dioscoreaceae. Gene Ontology annotation, biological process: aromatic amino acid biosynthetic process.
UCAAUCCACCGCUCAAUCCCUAAGACCCGCUCGCCGAUGGCGCUGGCGAUCGCCGGCGGCCACUUCGCCGCCCCUCCGACCUUGAAAACCCUAGCUUUUUCUAAGAAUCAUGCUACUACCUCCGCCUCCAUUGCCCCUUCCCAACCUUCUACUUGGUCCUUGGAUAGUUGGAAGUUGAAGCGAGCCCUCCAAAUUCCGAAGUAUCCCAAUGGGGAGGAGCUGGAAUCGGUGCUCCGGACCUUAUCUUCCUUCCCGCCGCUGGUGUUCGCUGGUGAGGCGAGGCGGUUGGAGGAGCGGCUCGCCGAGGCUGCUGUCGGGCGUGCGUUCGUGCUCCAAGGUGGAGAUUGCGCCGAGAGUUUCAGGGAUUUCACUGCUAAUAACAUCAGGGAUACGCUCAGGGUUUUUCUUCAGAUGGGGGUUGUUCUCGCCUUUGGCGGCCAGAUGCCCAUCGUUAAGGUUGGUAGGAUGGCUGGCCAAUUUGCAAAACCCAGAUCUGAUCCAUUUGAGACCAAGGAUGGGGUAAAGCUCCCUAGUUACCAGGGGGACAUAAUUAACAGUGAUGUCUUUGAUGAGAAAGCUCGAGAACCUGAUCCCCAUAGGAUGAUUCAAGCUUAUAAUCAGGCUGCAGGAACUUUGAAUCUUUUGCGGGCAUUUACCACUGGUGGAUAUGCAUCUAUGCAAAGAGUGACACAGUGGAAUCUUGAUUUCUUACAGCAUAGUGAACAAGCGGAUAGAUACAUGGAACUUGCCCAGAGAGUUGAUGAUGCAAUUGGGUUUAUGGUGGCUGCCGGUCUCACGCCUGAUCACCCUAUAAUGACAACAACUGAUUUUUGGACAUCACAUGAAUGCCUUCUCCUUCCUUAUGAGCAGGCACUUACCAGGAAAGAUUCAACUUCAGGCUCGUAUUAUGACUGUUCUGCUCACAUGAUCUGGGUUGGGGAGAGGACUCGGCAACUGGAUGGUGCUCAUGUGGAAUUCCUUCGUGGAGUUGCUAACCCUUUGGGCAUAAAGGUGAGUGACAAAAUGGAUCCAUCAGAGCUUGUAAAACUCUGUGAAAUUCUGAACCCUCACAACAGACCUGGUCGGCUGACUGUUAUCACUAGAAUGGGGGCUGCAAACACACAUGUCAAGCUUCCACACUUAAUAAGAGCAAUUCGGCAAGCUGGCUUGAUCGUGACUUGGGUAAGCGACCCUAUGCACGGCAACACCACGAAGGCUCCAUGCAACCUUAAAACACGUUCCUUUGAUUCGAUCAGAUCUGAACUGAGAGCCUUCUUCGAUGUUCAUGAACAAGAAGGAAGCUACCCAGGAGGAGUGCAUCUAGAGAUGACCGGGCAGAAUGUCACAGAAUGCAUCGGCGGAUCAAAAGUAGUGACCUAUGAUGACUUGAGCUCUCGCUACCACACACACUGCGAUCCUCGGCUCAAUGCUUCGCAGUCUUUAGAACUGGCUUUCGCCAUUGCUGAGAGAUUGAGAAGGAGAAGGUCAAGGUCAUGGAGCAAGAUGGUUUCUUAUGAACAACCAGCACAACAAGCUGUUUUUUAAGCAACCUUUAUAGGUUAUCACUUAUCAAUAUAUCUAUUUAUGCAGUCUUCAUUUUCAGCUUCCAUUUCCUAUAGAAACUGAAAAUGGUAAUGAGUGAACUCAAAACUCAUGAGUAGAGCUUGUGUUAUUGUCUACCCUUUGAAUAAAGAGUGAAUGCAUUCUUCUUUUCCAACUUAAA